This is a messenger RNA of Daldinia childiae, 1272 nucleotides long. Its product is annotated as Metacaspase-1B. Gene Ontology annotation, biological process: proteolysis. Gene Ontology annotation, molecular function: cysteine-type endopeptidase activity. Lineage: Eukaryota; Fungi; Ascomycota; Sordariomycetes; Xylariales; Hypoxylaceae. The transcript is spliced from 7 exons. The coding region runs from base 1 to 1272 and encodes 423 amino acids. The record is from RefSeq and is a predicted model, not a curated record.
AUGUCAGGUUACGGUUACCCGGGAGGAUACGGUCCGCCGCAGCAACAGUAUCACGGCAAUUAUUAUCAACCUCCACCCCAGCCAUAUAACGGAUAUCCUCCUGCCCAAGGAGUUCCUCCCGUUCCCUACGGAUACCCACAGCAACAACAACAACAACAACAACAAACCCCUCCUCAACCUUACGGAUACAACCAGGGCCCACCGCAACAUGGCGGCUACGGCCAACCUCCGAGUCAAUAUGGUAGACCUGGACUACCUACGGCGAACUCGAAUUCUUACAACCAUGGAAAUUAUAGCGCUCCUCCUCCCCCGCCCUCUGGGCCCCAACAUUUCGGUCACGGUGCCCCUCAAAACUACGCGUUUCAGUAUAGUAACUGUACCGGUCGAAGGAAAGCUUUACUAGUUGGCAUAAACUACUUUGGCCAGCGCGGCCAACUUCGGGGAUGUAUCAAUGAUGUCAGAAACAUGUCGCAAUACUUAGUUGAACACUUUGGCUAUAAGCGAGAAGAUAUGGUCAUCCUUACUGACGACCAACAAAACCCAAUGAGCCAGCCGUCAAAGCAAAACAUUCUACGAGCCAUGCAUUGGCUCGUGAAGGAUGCGCGGCCCAAUGACUCGUUAUUCUUCCAUUAUUCGGGACAUGGCGGUCAAACCAAGGAUCUGGAUGGCGACGAACCUGAUGGCUACGACGAAGUUAUAUACCCUGUCGAUUUCCGGCACACUGGUCACAUUACCGACGAUGAGAUGCACCGUAUCAUGGUUAAGCCGCUGCAAUCGGGAGUACGGUUAACGGCCAUUUUCGAUUCAUGCCAUUCCGGUACUGCGCUCGACCUCCCGUAUAUUUACUCCACUCAAGGUAUUCUCAAGGAACCAAACUUGGCCAAGGAAGCUGGCCAGGGCCUUCUGGGUGUCAUAUCUUCCUACAGUCAAGGCGAUCUCGGAGGCGUUGCGAACAACAUCAUGGGUUUCUUCAAAAAGGCUACCAGCGGAGAGGACGCGCACCACAGGGCCAUGGCGACCAAGACCUCGGCAGCAGACGUUAUUAUGCUUUCCGGAAGCAAAGAUGACCAAACUUCGGCCGAUGCAACAAUUGCUUCUCAAGCUACCGGUGCCAUGUCGUGGGCCUUUAUUACCGCCCUGAAGAAGAAUCCUCAGCAAAGCUAUGUACAACUGCUCAACAGCAUCCGGGAUGAAUUAUCUACACGGUACACCCAGAAACCUCAGCUCUCGUGCAGCCACCCUCUGAAUACUAACCUGCUAUUUGUGAUGUGA